AUGGAACGCUUUCUUGCAUGCUUCAAAGCUGAACGCGCCCGUGUCGCCGAGUCUCCGCUCAGGGUCCGCCAUCUCUUCCUCUCGCUCCUCGGCCAGGCGAAUAUCUUCAAUCCAUCGAGGAUGGACGCAAUCCUCAACGCCCAGAAUGACACUGAACGAUACCGCCGCAUCAUUGAACUGAUGACCCAAUUCGGGGAUGACCAGGACGAGCUCAGCGAACGGUAUGCCCCCCUUGUUCCCGCGCUCCUCGAACUCGUUUCCCCGGACCUACGUACUUUCGUCCUCCUUCAAAGCAAGUUCCGCAAGCUACCCAAGUCACUCUUUUGCUUCCCCCAGCUCAAGGAGCUGACGCUGCUAGGAGGAGAUCCGAAGUUCGCUCGUUUCACGGAUGUCCCUGCAGACCAUGACCCUCUCUAUCCAUCUCUCAAACGACUGCAUCAUAUCUUUGUCUUGAUGCUCCUCGAUCACGACGAUGUCGACUUCGUUCCAUGGGCCCGCCAUGCACCCAACGUCACGCAUUUGAAGGUCUCUCGGCUCAGCGCUCGCCCUGACGUUACCCUCGACACGCUUCUACGCGCAUAUAGCAGGGUAGCAGAGGAAGACGUCCUAUUCCCUCACCUCAAGCAAGUCUUGAUUCAACCUGAAGCCGAGCCAGAAGAGGAUGACAUCGCGGCAACGGUCACCAUUGCCGCGUAUAGGCAAUACAUCCAGUGGCUUCGUCAGUCCGUGAAGGAAACCAGGGUAGAUACGGUUCUACUGAGCGACUGGGAUGAUAACGUCGUGGGCAACUUGCAGCAAUUCCACGACUUCAAUACAGAGACAGCACUCAGGGACUGGUUGGCUAGAAUAGAAGGUGGUGAAGGGUGCUGGGCUCUGGGCACCCCCGCUGCGGAGGAUCAUGAGAGCGGUGUUGCUACGGGCCUACAGGAGCCUCUGGAAUUAAGUGAUGACGAACCCCCCACGUCUGAACCUUUCUCUAACCCAUAA
Molecule: messenger RNA, 987 nt
Organism: Dichomitus squalens LYAD-421 SS1
Lineage: Eukaryota; Fungi; Basidiomycota; Agaricomycetes; Polyporales; Polyporaceae
Exons: 3
Coding region: 1-987 (328 amino acids)
Source: RefSeq, a predicted model, not a curated record